GCAGGCGCGAUAAAGGCGCGGUGCCUGGUCUGGUCUCGAGUGUCCGAGCUGCAGCGGCCGGAGAGGAGUGGCCGGAACCUCUCGUUUUUCUGCCGUGCUCUGACCCUGCCAACUGUGAGCUAAAUAAACCCAGCCUCAGACAUUUUAUCAAUAGAAGAUGAACUAAGACACAGGCUGUCAGUGCUAGGAUGAGUUCAUCCUAGUGCUAGAUAAACUGCUGGACUUCCGAGGCUGCUACUAACCAAUACAUUAUGCUGACCCAGCGCAAGAACACAAUGUACUAAAUGAUCUCAGCUUAUUAGAGUAACAAGAAUAUCUACAUUUCCACCACUGUGCCUUGUAGAAUUUUGAUUCAUCAUGGAUCAUCUGUCACCCGAAGAUAUUCAGCUGAGGGCUAACCAGCUUACUGAUGAGUCUCUGGAGAGUACAAGGAAAAUCCUGGAUUUAGCCAUUCAGUCUCAGGAUGCAGGAAUCAAGACUAUCACUAUGCUGGAUGAACAAGGGGAACAACUAAACCGCAUAGAAGAAGGCAUGGACCAGAUAAAUAAAGACAUGAGAGAGACAGAGAAGACUUUAACAGAACUCAACAAGUGCUGUGGGCUUUGUGUCUGUCCAUGUAACAGGACGAAGAACUUUGAGUCUGGCAAGGCCUAUAAGACAACAUGGGGAGAAGGUGGAGGCAACUCACCUAGCAAUGUGGUAUCCACGCAGCCAGCCCGUGUCACAAACGGGCAGCCUCAGCAGCCAGCCACUGGAGCCACCAGCGGCGGAUACAUUAAACGUAUAACCAAUGAUGCCAGAGAGGAGGAGAUGGAGGAGAACCUGACUCAAGUGGGGAGUAUCCUGGGAAACCUAAAGAACAUGGCCUUGGACAUGGGCAACGAAAUUGAAGCUCAAAAUCGACAAAUAGACUUGCUCGCGAAAAAGGUUGAAGUCAGCAAAGAUCGUAUUGACGUUGCCAAUACCAAAGCAAAGAAACUCAUUGACAGCUAAAGCUACUGCUGUACUUCCUUACCAUUUAUUUGCUUCUCCAUUUGCUCCUCCUCGCCAUUGCCUUUUCAGAGUUGGAAAUUUUGAUCUAAUCUGAAAUUUUGUGCUAAUUGGGAGGUAAUGUAGAAGGGCCGGUGGAGUAACAGCCUUUCUACUUUAUUUUUUGUUUCUCUUGAGGGUAGAAUAUGCUCAGCCUUCACUAUUUUCUUUUUCUAUUCAUAUUCUUAGAUUGGUUUUCAUACGUCACAUCUAGUGGGAAAGGAGAAAUAUCAUCCUCUUCGCCUCAGCAGGUUCUUUUGCUUUCACGAUUUGGAAGCAUUGCCAAAGAUAGCCUUAAAGAAGGCAGCUGUGGAGGUAUUUUUUGUUUUUGUUUGUUGGCUUUGGUUUGUAGUAAGUGAAGGACAAGAGAGAAGAGGUUGUUACCUCAGUAAAAAUAUGCAGGCCACAAAACAAAAAGUUGCAUAGCCACAAUAAAGUCCUAGUCAUGUUCAGUUUUUUAUUUAAGUUGCUGUUUUUGCCAAUUAAGGUUAGUUCUUGGUCUUGGAACUUUUAUACACAGUAUCUUUAUCCUACAUCACCAUUUUGUAACCCCUGCCUCAAAGAGUUGAAGAAAAUGUGUUCUUUCUCAAGCUUAGCUGGACAUGGUGGUGCACACCUGUAAUCUCAGCCAUUGGGAGCUUGAGGUAGGAGGAUCACCACAAGCUCAAGGCGAGCCUUGAGUUCAGAGCAUUUUGAAUUCUAGAAAUUCAUCCAUGUAUAUAGAUUCUGUGAUCCCAGUUCAUAUUGCACAUGCAGGAACACUUUGUACAGAUGUGUGGCUUUUUAUUUUCAUAUUAGUAGUAGUUUCACAGCCCCUUUACAGACCUAUUAACCACAUAAGCUAGUCACUAAAGUUUGAAGAAAAAAUGUAAAUAUAUGUGUGUAACACAAGAAUCUCUAAAGCAAGGCUUAAAUUUUUUUUGGAAAAGUUGACAAAAUACAUGAAUUCAGAUUUACCUCAAUGCUAAGAAUUAUGUUUCGACAGGAAACAGCAAACUUACUUUGAUCUCAGGUAGAAAAAUAGAUUUCUUUCAGUUUUAUCUAGCUUUCUAUGUUUCAAAAGUUAGAAUGGACUUAUUGUCCUACUAAAAAUGAUUUGGAAAUUACAUCUUUGGCUUAAUUAUUGGUGAUUUCACUGUUAUUCUUUUAGCCUUGUGUAGCGAACUAUGUCCAGAAUUGAGUUGUAUGUAGAUCCCAAACAUUGUUAUGGGAAUAUAAUCAGUAUUUGUUACCUUUAUUUAAAAAUUAGCAUUUGCACACCUCAGAGCUGUCAGUGUGGAUUCGUUCCACCAAUAACCACUCUUUGAUUCUUAUAAUUAAAUUUUGUAACUGAC
Molecule: messenger RNA, 2363 nt
Organism: Chinchilla lanigera (long-tailed chinchilla)
Lineage: Eukaryota; Metazoa; Chordata; Mammalia; Rodentia; Chinchillidae
Gene: Snap23
Product: synaptosomal-associated protein, 23kDa
Exons: 9
Coding region: 358-993 (211 amino acids)
Biological process (GO): synaptic vesicle fusion to presynaptic active zone membrane; exocytosis; synaptic vesicle priming
Cellular component (GO): plasma membrane; synaptobrevin 2-SNAP-25-syntaxin-1a-complexin I complex
Molecular function (GO): syntaxin-1 binding; SNAP receptor activity
Source: RefSeq, a predicted model, not a curated record